Messenger RNA from Necator americanus (New World hookworm), 1548 nucleotides. RefSeq lists its product as uncharacterized. Gene Ontology annotation, molecular function: UDP-glycosyltransferase activity. The transcript is spliced from 12 exons. NCBI's taxonomy places the organism in Eukaryota, Metazoa, Nematoda, Chromadorea, Rhabditida, Ancylostomatidae. Bases 1 to 1548 code for a protein of 515 amino acids. The record is from RefSeq and is a predicted model, not a curated record.
AUGCGGCCGUUCUUCUUACUACUAUUCACUUUUAGCGCCGUUACAUCCUAUAAAAUACUCGUCUAUUCGGGUCCACUUGGUUUUUCACACGUACAGUUCAUGGGACGUAUCGCUGACCUUCUUCAUGAGGCUGGACACGAUGUGACCGUACUGCAUCAGGUUUCAAACGAUAAACAUACGAUGACAUUUCCCAAAAAGGCAAAACAGAUUUUGCUCGACCUUCCCCAAGAAAUGAGAGUCAAAUUGAAUCCGGAGAGAUACAAUACUUGGGUGAGCACUGGAUCGAUGCUUCAUCAACUGCAGUUUAUCAGAACGUUCGUCAACACCCAAGUGGAAGCAUGUGACAUGCUUCUUGGCGAUAAUCGUACCAUAGAGGCUUUGAGGAAAGAACAUUUUGACGCCGGAAUUACUGAAAUGAUUGUAACGUGCGGAUUUGGAUUAUUUGACAUGAUUGGAGUGGAUCAUAUAAUUUGUGCGUCAGCAGUAGGAAUUUCGGAUGCAGGUGAAGAUUUUUUCGACGUGCCUGGACUCAGUAGCUUCAAACCAUCGUUCCUCACAAAAUUCAGCGAUAAAAUGAACUUUAUGGAGCGAACAAUCAACUUCAUCUCAAGUUUCGUCUCGAAAAACGUUAUAAAAUAUAUGUAUGGCGAAUACGAGAUUAUGUGGCAACGUCAUGGAGUGGAUAGAAAAAUGGAGGAUUAUCGAUCAAAAAUCAAUUAUGUUCUAUCGAAUUCGGACGAAUUCAUGGAAAUUCCCAGCCCAACAACUGCUAAGAUCGUUCACGUAGGCGGCAUUACAAUUGCUGAGAAAUCAGAAUUGCCACAGAAAUUUCGAAGUUUGAUGGAGAGAAAAGACAGAACAGGUGUCGUCUACAUAUCGUUCGGAUCCCUGGUACCAACAAAACAGAUGCCGAACUACUUUCGCGAGACGAUAUUCCAUGUAGCAAGUUCGUUCCCACAAAUAACUUUCCUAUGGAAGAUGGAUGCCGAUGAUACGCCUCCCGAAAUUCCGAAUUUACACACCUUCUCAUGGUUGCCACAACAAGCGUUGCUAGCACAUCCUAAUCUUCUGUGUUUUGUUUCGCAUGCCGGAUUAAAUAGUGUGCUAGAACUAACCAGAAGUGGCAAGCCAUCAAUCCUCGUCCCGGUUUUUGCCGAUCAGUUCAGGAAUGCACGACUCGUGGAAAGGAAAAACACAACAAUCGUAUUGAUGAAGGAAACAUUUAACAACAAAACGUUCGAAUCUGCCUUACGCCGGAUUAUCAGCGAUGAGAGUUACGGAAUGCGAGCAAAGCGGUUAGCGUCUUUGAUGGUAAACAAACCGUUCCCAAUAAAGGAAAGAGUGCUAUCGACAGUUCAGUUUUCAAUUCAACAUGGCAAAAUCAAUAGCCUGGAUACUUACGGCAGGAACUUGAACACAUUACAGUAUUACAGCAUUGACGUUGUUGCUUUUUUGGCUACAAUUGGUCUUCUUAUAAUAAUCUCUCUCAUUAGGUUAGGCAUAUUUUGCUUGAGAAAAAUCCUUAAGAAGAAACAAAAAGAAGAGUAG